AUGUACGAGGAAGCUCUAGAGUGGGACCCUCGCGAUCCGGAAAAGCAAGUGCUCGACGAGCAAGCACCUGACGGGUAUAUCCGAGUGGACUUCUACCCCAACCUGGAUGCUGUCGAUGACCUACACGACAUGCUCAACUUCGUCACUUGGGAUUUUCCGCUUGACUCGGACACAGGUGACCUGGACCUCCAGAUGGUCAGAGAGUAUUUCGGCACCGACCAAAUUAUCCCCAUCUGUUCGACGCGCUUCAAGCCAUUCUACCCCGCUAAUCCAGACAAGCUCUCGGCCCUCGCGGUCCACACCCUCACCGAGCACGGCGGGCGUCUCAAAGUAGUCGACUGUCCGUCUCCCGAGAGAGUCAAAUGGCGGGAACGUCGCCUUCGCCUCAUCAUCGCGUCCCGCAUAUUCUGGACGAUCAUGGACAACCGCAUUUCCAUGUUCCUCUUCAUCUGUGGAGUGCUGAUGUUCCUCCUCGGCUUAUGGGGGAAGCUGCACUCCUAUGCGGCGGUGCGUAUCGGUAUACCGGACGAUCGCCCACGGUUCUGGGAGGUUUUGAACGGAGGCAUCUUUUACAGGCCUGGGAGGGUCCUGGGAAAUGGAGCUUGA
This is a messenger RNA of Gloeophyllum trabeum ATCC 11539, 606 nucleotides long. RefSeq lists its product as uncharacterized. The transcript is spliced from 4 exons. The record is from RefSeq and is a predicted model, not a curated record. Lineage: Eukaryota; Fungi; Basidiomycota; Agaricomycetes; Gloeophyllales; Gloeophyllaceae. The coding region runs from base 1 to 606 and encodes 201 amino acids.